CCGCUAUAAACAAGCUGUGGGGGGUGAUUUUAAAUAUUGUAUUUUAGUUUAUACCAUUCAACGCUAACGAAACACAUAAAAUAGAUUAAAAUUUAGCAAAAGACAAAUAAUUUGACUUUUAAGGAAUGUUGAAGAUAUCUCACAAGUAUAAUCAUUCCUUUAUGUCAAGAAUUGGUAAUGAAUUUUUCUCAACUAUUUAAACAGACCAAUGGCCAAUGUGAAUUCUCACCAGAUGGCAGGCUCUUGGCUUACACCAACAGUCAGCGGCUUGUCAUUCGUGAUGUUCAGUCUCUACAAGUUGUAUGUCAGUUUACCUGUGUUGAUUCUAUAGAAAAAAUUGAGUGGGCUUCAGAUUCAACAUACAUCCUUUGUGGUAUGUUCAAACGAAGAGUUGUUCAGGUUUGGUCUGUACAAGAACCAACUUGGACAUGCAAGAUUGAUGAAGGAUCUCUAGGGCUGAUAGAUGUUUUAUGGAGUCCUGAUGGGAGACAUAUACUGACUACAGCAAAAUUUCAUCUGAGGAUCACUGUCUGGUCCCUUGUCAACAAGUCUGUCUCUUACAUAAAGUACCCUAAAGCUACCAAACCUGGACUUGCUUUCAGAAAUGAUGGGAAAUACUUAGCUCUUGCAGAGAGACGGGACUGCAAGGAUUACAUCAGUAUAUUUGUAUGUUCCACAUGGCAGCAUAUUAAG
Molecule: messenger RNA, 693 nt
Organism: Limulus polyphemus (Atlantic horseshoe crab)
Lineage: Eukaryota; Metazoa; Arthropoda; Merostomata; Xiphosura; Limulidae
Product: WD repeat-containing protein WRAP73-like
Exons: 6
Biological process (GO): microtubule anchoring at mitotic spindle pole body; protein localization to mitotic spindle pole body; mitotic sister chromatid segregation
Cellular component (GO): mitotic spindle; microtubule organizing center; MWP complex
Molecular function (GO): protein binding
Source: RefSeq, a predicted model, not a curated record